Lepisosteus oculatus (spotted gar) is the source of this 4249-nucleotide messenger RNA. RefSeq names its product B cell receptor associated protein 31 (gene bcap31). NCBI's taxonomy places the organism in Eukaryota, Metazoa, Chordata, Actinopteri, Semionotiformes, Lepisosteidae. Gene Ontology annotation, biological process: endoplasmic reticulum to Golgi vesicle-mediated transport; intracellular protein transport. Gene Ontology annotation, cellular component: endoplasmic reticulum; endoplasmic reticulum membrane. The record is from RefSeq and is a predicted model, not a curated record.
UUAUGUCGUGUCUCUGGCUUCUCCUUCCCGGGUCAGAGUUCAGUGUUUGCACUGUAUGGUCUGUUGAUGAGCUGGAGUUUGCAGACAGGACAUUCCCGGAGCAAAACUGAGAACAGAGUAUUUUGUAUUACAAUACAAUAAGGACUCGACAACCUAAAAGCUCAACGGCGAAAACAACGAAAGCUCAUUCAUCAGUGGAGAAAGCGUGAGAGCCGACAGCCCGAGACGAUGAGUCUGCAGUGGACGGCCGUCGCCACCUUCCUGUACGCGGAGGUCUUCGCCGUGCUGCUGCUCUGCGUGCCCUUCAUCUCCCCGACCAGAUGGAAUAAGAUCUUCAAGUCUCGUCUGGUGAAGGCCAUCACAACAUACGGCAACACCUACUUUGUGGUGCUGAUCCUCAUUCUGGUCUUUCUGCUCAUUGAUGCCGGGCGGGAGGUGAGGAAGUACAGCGUGACGGAGAAGGUGGAUCUGACCAACAACCCGGUGGCUGUGGAGCACAUCCAUAUGAAGCUAUUCAGGGCCCAGAGGAACCUGUACAUCGCUGGAUUUGCUCUGCUGCUCUGGUUCUUGCUGAGGCGCCUGGUCGUGCUGCUGUCCCAGCAGGCCACCAUGACGGCCUCCAACGAGGCCUUCAGGAAGCAGGCGGAAGGGGCCAGCGACGCCGCCAAGAAAUACAUGGAGGAGAACGAGAAGCUGCAAGAGGCUCUGAGGGAGGCCGGGAUCGCCCUCCCGCAGGCGGGGAAGAAGGAGGGCGUCAGCGUGCAGGAGGAGAACAAGAAGCUGAAGGGGGAGGUGGACCACCUGAAGGACGAGCUGGACGCCACCAAGAAAGCCCUGCAGAAGUCGGAGAGUGACGUCAAGGCCAUGAAGAAACAGGCUGAGAAUCUGACCAAGGAGUACGACCGCUUGCUGGAGGAGCACGGGAAGCUGCAGGCGCAGGUGGACAGCCCCCACGAGAAGAAGGACAACUGAGGGGCGAGAGGGGCGCCGGUUUCACUCGCCGGCUUGCCCCCCCGUCCCCCCGCCCCCCCCGCACCACCCUCCUCCUCCUCCUCCUCCUGCCCACACCGCCGCUGCUCCUGCUGCCUGCCUGCCUGCCUGCCUGGGGAUCCCCGGCCCCCGUGGCUGGAGCGCAGUGCCCAGCGUGGCGGGGCGCGGAUGGGGGAGGCGGCCGGUCUCCACGGAGUGCCAAACCAGACCGUUCCCGUUGCUGAACCGAAGAGGGAGGAGAAGGAAGGCCUCCUCUAAAGCUGGGGUCCCCUUGCCAGAGCCGCUGCCCGCUGCCGCCUGCUGUCUGUCGCGUCCAGAGGGGGCUGGUUUGCACUGUUGGCUCAAGCGAGUCGGGGAUCCGGGGUUGUGUCUGGAAGUGCUGUGGCCCUCGACCCUGGCGGUAGCUAGUUUCCUUUCCCACGCUGGUGUUCGCGUCUCACAGGCUAAACGAUAAAUUAACCCGCCGUUACUCGACCGCGGAGCGUUUCAACCCGCACAGGUAAACGGUGUGGCUGUGUUUCUCUGGUGUUCUUGCUGUCGCACCGUCGUCUUAGCAGGAGAAGAAAGCUGCAGCCAUUUUUAGUAGCAGCCAGUGGUGCCGUUGGGGGAGUUUUCUUCUCUGGUUAACUGGGAAGCGGUUAUUUGGAGAGAGACGGCCAGUCCCCAGUCAGCACGGCUGUGUCAGGUCAGACUGGGAGCGGGAGCUCCUGGACCUGUGGCCUCUCCACACGCGCAAUAAUUCUUACUCAACAGUGAUUCUUUUUUUUUUUGUACGAACUGAUAAGUCGAUUCACAUGAUGCAGAAAUCUGCUUGUCUGGUUCUUCGGUCCGGUUUGCUGCAGUUACUCGGGAGGUCUGAGAAGCUGCAGAGUGCCGUGACGGGGGGUCGGUCUGAUUUCCGUUCCUGAUCCCUUUGCCUUUUGGCAGCUGUGGUCGACUCGCUGCGGAAGUGCUCCUGAUGCCUCCCAGCACUCCGGGACAGGAGCUCCGGACAGUCCUGCUGCGUCUCGGCGCAGGCGAGCCCAGCCUGCUGCGCUCACCCCAGCGUGCGGUUCGGACGAGUAGUCCCGAUCCUCCCUCCCCCCCCCGGUUCUCCAGUCCCUGCGCUUUCUCUGCGUCUUUGAGGCUCUGAGGUGGCCCGUGCCGGUCACCGCGGCCUGGCUUAUCGGAAAAAAAAAGUCCAAGCAGACAGAGGCCGCCGCUCUGAAGCCUGGGAGUGUUUGACGCUGAUGCUCGCCUGCGAGCGGCAGAGCUGUGCGUAGAUCCCGUCCCCCAGACACGCCGCCCCUGCCUGCCCCUGCAGAGAGACCGAGGAGCAGCACCAGGCUUCCUGGUCCACCCCCAGUUUACUUCUUGCACUGUCUCUUGUCAUUCUUUUGUCCAAGGGGCUGUUUUUGUGUAUCAGCUAUGGCAAUAGGAGUUUCUUUUUCGUUCUUCGGUGCCUCAAGCGAAUCUUUUGUCCUGUUUCUCUGCCGACUCAGUCGAGAUCCCCCUCCCUCCGCAGGCCAGCUGCUGGCUUGCAUGACAGCCUGCUGAGGUGAUUCAAGAUUCAAGCAGCGUCAGGAAGGCUUUCCAUCAGGUCACUCAAACGGUCUUUGUUUCUGCUGCAUGUCGUAGAUUACGUUGCAUGGCUCGUAGGUUGAUUCUUCUGCUGUGUCUCACUUUCAGGACUUCAGAUGCAAAGUGCUGCAAUGCCUCCUCCAUUUGUGGGGACAGGAGAGGUCAGAAGGGCAGAGUAGGCACAGGCAGACUUGCUACAGAUACAGAUAGGUCUGGAUUUGAAAUAUCCUGCAUAAUUGAAUCCAGUGCCACUCUGGCGCAGCUUUGAAAUGAAUUCACUUGUGCACUGCGGCACACUCAAUACUGCCCCUCCUGUGGCCUGGGAUAUUAGGAUAAACAGAGCGAGACCACGCCAGCACAGUGCGCCUAACGUCAGUGCUGUGGAGGUUUCAUUCCCAUGCCCUUGAGGAUGUGAGAAGAAGCACUUACAAUGCAUUGACAUAUCAUUAAAUGUGGACAGGUAUAAAUUUCCUGGGAAUGUACCCGUGUUUCUGAUGAAAAAUGUUCCAGAAGUUCCAGAAAUGUUAAACAUGUGGGCUUGGUUACAACAUGGACCAAAGGAGAGGCUUUUUAGGUCAGUCCAGCCAGCUGCAAGAGCAGUAACACUGAACGCAGCAUAAACUUGGAUGAAGAGCUGCAUGGUGGGCAGGGUGCUCGGGCUGAAGCUUGUUGAGAAGUCACGAUGCAGCAUAAUUGGUGGUUUGUUACAGAGGUAGUGAGGACAAGCCUUGAAUACGCAAGCAGAAGCUCGUUUCUGAACCCAGGGGCAGGCUGUCCCAUGGUGCCAGUUUCCACCAUCAUGUAGGCCACACCAACUGGGUCAGCAGCUCUGAGAAGAACGUGCCAACACUCGCUCCAUCCCAGCGGGAGGGGCAGGGCAGUCCGGUGAGCAUCCUCCCGGUCUGUUGGAGGCGAGUGGCGGCCCAGCUGUCCAACUGUGUGCCCUGUUCUGGGGGGGGUCUUUGUGCUGCCCCCCUGCCCAGGGGCCGGAUGGAUUGGUGGUGAGGUUUAUAGCACAGUCGCCCGGAAGGGUUGUGAGGGCGAUCGGUGGCUUCCUGGCUGUUUGGAGGGUUUCAGAGUUCAUCCAGCAGCGCUCAGCAGAGUGAGCUAAAAAAACCUCUUCUGGCUGCGAAUAUUCCUAUUUAUGCCCCUUAAUGCUAAGAAGGGCUUCAUUUGUGUUCUUUGCAUUCCAUUUGUUUAGAAAUACGAGUAAAACACAAAUUUUUGGAUUCUUUUUGUCGAAGAAACAAGAAUGGCCCCAGGUUUUGGAAUGGUGGCUGGUUUGUUUUUGUUAACGUGGUGGUCUGGCUUCUGGCGGAGAUGUGGCUCAGAUCCCACAGUCUGCCCACGCCGCCGUGGGGCUGCGCUCUGAGCUGGGACCCUUCCUGGACCGCGCCGGACACCACUGAGCUUUGUGGGAUCUCUCGCGUGUUCCUGGUGACUGAUGGAACCUGCUGAAUGUACUUUGUCCUCCUCUGAGGCUGUUUCUUUCAUCUUUUUUUUUUUACUCAAAGAGCAUCACGCUGUUGUUCUCGCAGUUGGCAUCGAGGUUGUGGGAAGAUUCAAAGGUGUCUGAUUUAUUCCCUCCACUUUUUUUUACUUUUUAUUUCAGACGUUUUGUCAGCUUUGUCGGUUGCUGUAACGUUCUGUGAAAAUGUUCGAAGCGAGGUGUUAAAAUAAAUCGGGUGACAUAAUAGCA